This is a messenger RNA of Aspergillus tanneri, 1017 nucleotides long. RefSeq names its product D-mandelate dehydrogenase-like dehydrogenase. The record is from RefSeq and is a predicted model, not a curated record. Gene Ontology annotation, molecular function: glyoxylate reductase (NADPH) activity; NAD binding; hydroxypyruvate reductase [NAD(P)H] activity. NCBI's taxonomy places the organism in Eukaryota, Fungi, Ascomycota, Eurotiomycetes, Eurotiales, Aspergillaceae. Gene Ontology annotation, cellular component: cytosol. The coding region runs from base 1 to 1017 and encodes 338 amino acids. The transcript is spliced from 5 exons.
AUGACUGCUACCGAUGUCAAACCUAAAGUUCUCCUGCUGGGGCGCAUUGUCCACGCAACCAAAACCUGGCAAUCCCUCAGCGAAAUCGCCGAAUUAGUCCAACCAACCGCCACCAACCGAGCUGAAUUUCUCGAGGAAUGUCGCUCCGGCAAACUCGGCGGCGUGGUCGCUAUAUACCGGACGCUUGACUCGAUAAGCAUCACAGGCCUCGUGGACGAAGAAGUGGUGAAUGCAUUUCCUAGCUCGGUGAAGUACCUAGCCCACUGUGGAGCCGGAUACGACCAGGUAGACGUCCGCGCAUGCAGCGCUCGCAAUCCGCCCAUACGCGUAUCCAACGUUCCGACGGCGGUCGACGACGCAACUGCCGAUGUCAAUAUGUUUCUGAUCAUUGGAGCUCUGCGGAAUUUCAACGUAGGUAUGCAGACCCUGCGCGAGGGUAAGUGGCGCGGACAACCGGCUCCUAUCCUGGGCCAUGAUCCGGAAGGCAAAGUCCUUGGAAUUCUAGGGAUGGGUGGGAUCGGACGGAAUCUAAAGAGGAAGGCCGAGGCGUUCGGAAUGCGGGUUAUUUAUCAUAAUCGACGGCCGCUGACGGAGGAAUUGGCUGCCGGGGCACAGUACGUGUCGUUCGAUGAAUUAUUGGCUACUAGUGAUGUGAUCAGUUUGAAUCUGCCAUUGAAUAAAAACACACGCCAUAUAAUCAGCAAGCCCCAAUUCGACAAAAUGAAAGAUGGAGUGGUGGUCGUGAACACAGCCCGUGGCGCCGUCAUGGACGAAGAAGCCCUCGUGAACGCCCUAGACAGUGGCAAAGUCUACUCUGCCGGACUUGAUGUUUUCGAAGACGAGCCCGAAAUUCAUCCCGGUCUUCUACGUAAUCCGAAUGUGAUGCUGGUCCCGCAUAUGGGGACAUGGACGGUCGAAACCCAGACAGCCAUGGAAGAGUACGCGAUUGAAAAUCUGCGUCUGGCUCUUGAGACUGGGAAGUUGAAGAGUCCUGUUCCUGAACAGGCGGAUCUAUAA